Trichobilharzia regenti is the source of this 450-nucleotide messenger RNA. Lineage: Eukaryota; Metazoa; Platyhelminthes; Trematoda; Strigeidida; Schistosomatidae. The record is from the annotation of a GenBank genome assembly.
AUGAAUACAGUAGAUGAAUUAAUGGAGAGAUUUUGCUGGAAGUCAAAGUUAAGAAGCGUUUGGAAAGAAAAUCCAGAUCUUUUUGAUGAUGCUAUGGCUCGAAUACAUUCAGAAGCUGCUGUUUUUGAUGCAAUUAUACGUAGUAAAAAUGCUACAGUGCCACCUUUAGAGAAAAUUGCGAAAACAGUACAAUUUCUUAAACAAAAUAGUUUUUGGCGUUCUAAUCCUUUCUCUUUAGUCACUGGUACAGAUGAUGAUCCAGCGCUUAUCAGAGCAACAUAUCAAUUACAAAUGAAAAGUAUUAGAGAUCUAUGGCAAAAUAAUAAUAAUGAUACAAAAAUAUUUCAAAAUAUGGAAGUUCAGCCAUUAUUUUUAAAACAAAACCCUUCAAUAAAUAUUCAAGAUGAAAGGAUUAAAAAUUGUUUAAAAAAGGGGGAUCCAUUUGUGUAA